Malaya genurostris is the source of this 3879-nucleotide messenger RNA. RefSeq lists its product as uncharacterized. The transcript has 2 exons. NCBI's taxonomy places the organism in Eukaryota, Metazoa, Arthropoda, Insecta, Diptera, Culicidae. The coding region runs from base 1 to 3879 and encodes 1292 amino acids. Gene Ontology annotation, biological process: DNA integration. The record is from RefSeq and is a predicted model, not a curated record. Gene Ontology annotation, molecular function: zinc ion binding; nucleic acid binding.
AUGGAAAAACCUUCGCUGCAACCUUUUGACAUAUCGGAUACUUCAUCGAUUGGAACACGGUGGAGAAAGUGGAAAAGAUCAUUGGAUCUAUUCUUAGAUGUAAGUUGUAUCGCCUUGCCAUCGAGAAAGAAAGCGUAUUUACUCCACUAUGCAGGACAAGAAGUUCAGGAUAUAUUUUAUGACACGGAAGGCAACGAUAAUCCCCCACCUCCGGGAUCGGAUGUUUACAAAGAAGCUAUCCGGAUUCUAGAUGAGCAUUUCGCUCCAUUUGCGAGCGUUCCCUAUGAUCGGUUUUUGUUUCGGAGCAUCAAACAGCAAGACGCCGAGACUGUCGAGAAAUUUACUGCCCGACUUCGGGAACAAGGUCGACUGUGUGAAUAUGGUGCAGCACUUGAUAUGCGUAUUACAGAGCAAAUUUUUGAUAAUUGUCGAUCCGAAGAAUUGCGAGAAGUCAUCCUAAGAAAAAAACUUAUGACGGUUGCCGAUAUUUUGGAACAAGCACGAAUAAUAGAAACUGUGCAGAGAAACAGAGAACAGAUGAAAAGUCCCAACGUGGUCAAUGACACUGAAGUCAAUCUGGCGAGAAUUUCGAAAAAGGAUGUAUGCUAUCGCUGCGGAAACACGGGACACUUCGCGAGCGACAAGCGAUGCCCAGCAAAGGAUAAAACGUGCGACCGUUGUAAUAUAGUUGGCCAUUUUCAUAAAAUGUGUAAAACAAAACCCGAAACUCGACGAUCUAUGAUGAAGAAGCACAAGAAGAAGAUCUGGCAAAUACGUGACAAUUCGGAUGAAUCAUCUCCUGUGGAAGACAGUGAAUGCGAGACUGAUGUAGAAGGAAGCGAAACCGAUGUGCAACAAAUAAAUACAACUGGUGUGAGCCACGAUAAGGUAACUUGCUAUAUAGGCGGCGUUAAGCUGGAUUGGAUUGUGGACUCGGGUGCCCACGUCAACGUAAUCAGUCGCAAGACGUGGUCAUUAUUGAAAAAUCGUGGAUGUACGGCAAACAAUCGACCAAAUCCAAGGAAGUUUUUGCGUGUGUAUGGAAAUGGCAAGCUUAGAGUGCAUAAAGUAAUCAAAACUGAUAUCGCCACUCGUUCGAAGUCCGUUAAUCACAAGGUAUACGUUGUUGACCUUGAAGAUGGUGCUAACUUGCUGUGCAAAAAUACUUCAAUUGCCCUCGGCAUACUGGAGAUUCAUGGCGAAGUGUUUUCUGUGUCGAACGGAGAAUUACCAGUCGGAAAAGUGAAGAAUCUUCAGAGCCUGGUUCAGGACAAGUUAGACGAUUUACUGAAACAAGACAUUAUCGAGCCAGCUCCGUUGAAAAUAACCUGGGCGUCACCGUUGGUAGUCACACCUAAAGACGGAGGGCGAAACGUUCGUCUUUGUAUAGAUAUGCGGCAAGCAAACAAAGCUAUUAUUCCAGAGCGCCAUCCUUUGCCGACGUUCGAGGAGAUAAUGCCACAUCUCGAAGGGGCAAAAAUAUUCAGCAAGAUCGAUCUCAUAAAGGCAUUCCACCAGAUUGAAUUGGCCCCCGCGUCCAGGGAGAUUACAACGUUUGUUACACCAAACGCCUACUACAGGUACAAAAGAUUGAUGUUCGGCAUGAGCUGCGCGGCGGAGAUCUUCCAACGCGAAAUAGAACGCAUUCUGAAAGGCUUACCAGGCACCAAAGUGUUCAUCGAUGACAUACUGGUUUUCGGAGCUACGAAGGACGAACACGACAGGAGAGUCCUUGCAGUAAUGACCAGACUGAAAAAGCAUGGCCUCACAGUUAAUAUGGAAAAAUGCGAAAUUGGUCAACAUUCUGUGAAUUUUAUGGGACACACGUUAUCCGAGAGCGGGAUUCUUCCCAUGAACGACAAAAUAAGCGCGAUAAAGUCUUUUCGUCGACCACGUAAUGCGGUAGAAAUGCGAAGCUUUUUAGGGCUGGCAAACUAUGUGGGAAGAUUUAUCCCAAACUUAUCCACGAUCUCUUCCCCUCUUCGGGAAAUGACUCUAAAAGGUUCUAAAUUCCGUUGGACAGACGAAAGUGAACAAUCUUUUGACAGGAUAAAAACAGCGUUAUCAAAUCCCAAACACUUGGGAUAUUACAGUCCUACUUAUCCUACCACAUUGAUAACGGAUGCGAGCGACUGCGGAUUGGGUGCUGUGUUACUCCAGACUAUAAACAAAAUGCCACGAGUCAUUAGCUAUGCGAGCAAGAGCCUUUCCGCCACAGAAAAAAAAUACUCAACAUUAGAUAAGGAGGCUCUGGCUAUCGUGUGGGCGGCCGAGCGUUUUCAGAUGUAUCUAAAAGGCCUCGAAUUUAUCAUCAUGACUGACCAUAAGCCGCUGUUGAAUAUUUUCAACGAAAAGUCGACACCGAAUCAACGUCAAGAAAGGUGGAUUCUAAGAAUGCAAUCAUUUCGAUAUAAAAUUACUCACGUGCCCGGUAAAAUUAAUAUCGCCGACCCGUUGUCUCGGCUCUCCGAAGUUCUGCGAGAAAACACAUUUGAUAGGCGAACUGAAAAAGAGUUAUACUCCAUUGUUCAAAUUAAUAAACCGCCCGCGGUAACAAUGAACGUGAUGAUCAUGUAUUCUCAGGAUGACAAGGAGAUUCAAGAAGUAAAACGUGCUCUCCAUAACGAUAUAUGGAAUGAUGUAAAAAAGUACAUGCCGUUCAAGUCCGAGCUGUGCUUCGCGGGAGAGGUGCUGCUGAGAAAAAACCGCGUUGUUGUUCCAAGUAAUCUGCGAGAAACGGUCUUAUCGCUGGCCCAUUGCGGUCACCCUGGCCGUGAGAAGAUGAAAAGAAGACUUCGUGUAGCAGUUUGGUGGCCGGGCAUAGACGCGCAGGCCGAGCAAAAGUGCAAAGAGUGUUUUGAUUGCCAACUAGUAGCACCGUUUGAUAAACCAGAACCCAUGCGCAUAAGAGAAUUACCGUCUGCUCCCUGGGUACAUUUAGCUGGCGAUUUCCUCGGACCACUUCCAAAUGGUAAUUAUUUGUUUAUAUUGAUCGAUCUAUACAGUCGUUAUGUGCUCGCUGAGCCUAUGAAACGGACUACCUCCAGCGACGUCAUUCGUGUCCUGAAGCAGAACUUCACUAAGCUGGGAUUGCCAUACGCACUCACGUUCGAUAAUGCAAAAAACUUCUCGAGUCAGGAGUUAAAAGAUUACUGUGUAGACCGUGGUAUAAAACUGCUGCACACUACACCGUAUUGGCCGAGUGCAAACGGGGAAGUUGAGAGGCAGAACCGAUCGUUUCUUAAAGUACUGAAAAUUAGCAGGCAACAAGGAACUGAUUGGAAGGAAGCACUCCAGGAAUACUUGUACAUGUAUGCGGUAACGCCGCACUCGGUAACAGGUGUAUCUCCCGCACAGCUGAUGUUCGGAAGACGUUUUCGUGAUGUAAUUCCUCAUGUUCAUGAUGCCUGGGACGACGGUGAGUUGAGAGAUCGCGAUCUAUUAGCAAAAUGUCACGCAAAGGAGAUCAGGGAUAAGCGAGUCGGUGCCAAGGAAUCCACAGUUACUGUUGGUGACACAGUAUUAAUGAAAAACACGACACUACAGGACAAACUCGCAUCGAAGUUUUUACCGACUCCAGCAAAAAUCGUUAGUCGUUGUUCAAACAGUCUAACCCUUGAAACACCAGAUGGACAAAGUUACAAAAGAAACACAUCUCAUGUGAAACCAUUUGUAAACACUGCAAAACAGAGAGAAACACGCUACGGGGUCACGGAAAUUACACAACCAGAUAAUCAGUCCGUAGCGGCAUCAACGAAAAACAACAUUCUAACACCCGUACGUCAAUCUGUACAAGAAGAAAAAGUCCAAGGUAAAAUUGAGUUACGACCAAGACGAGAAGUAAGGGCUCCCAAAUGGUUUAAUGAUUACACACCGUAA